AUGGCUGCUCUGCUCCGUCUCGCCGUUCUGCUCCCCCUCGUCGCCGCCCUCCCUACCUCCCCCCUCUCGGCGCGCGCAACCCCCCACGAACCGGCCUUUUUCUCCUGGAACGCCGGGGCCGUCACCUCCUACCCCAUCCACUCGAGCUGCAAUACCACGCAGCGCCGGCAGAUCGAGGCCGGCCUCGACGAGGCGAUCGCCCUAGCCGAGCACGCAAAGGCGCAUAUCCUCCGCUGGGGCAACGAGAGCGACAUCUACCGGAAGUACUUUGGCGGCCGGCCCAGCAUGGAGGCCAUCGGCGCCUACGAUGUCGUCCUGAACGGUGACAAGGGGAACGUCCUCUUCCGGUGUGAUAAUCCCGACGGGAACUGUGCUCUGGAAGGCUGGGGCGGCCACUGGCGCGGCGAGAACGCCACCGACGAGACCGUCAUCUGCGACCGGAGCUACACCACCCGCCGCUCGCUGCUCACCAUGUGCGCGCAGGGCUACACGGUCUCCGGGUCGGAGACGAAUACCUUCUGGGCGGCGGAUCUGCUGCACCGGCUGUACCAUAUGCCUGCUGUUGGGCAGGGGUGGAUCGAGCACUUUGCCGACGGCUACGAGGAGGUGCUUGACCUGGCCAAGGGGGAUGGGACGGAGCCCACGCAUGACUCGGAGACGCUGCAGUAUUUUGCGCUGGAGGCUUAUGCGUUUGAUGUUGCUGUGCCUGGUGUGGGAUGUCCCGGCGAGAGUCACGAUCAUGAGCAUGAGAGUGAGGCUGGGGCUGGGGCCACAGCGACGGCGACGGCUACAGCCACGGCGGCACAAACUGCCAGUGUCACUUCGGAGGUGCCAGCGGUGGAGAACUCCAUUGCACUUAGCCGUCGGCGCCGUAUGCUUGAUGACCGUAUUGUUCUGAGGGAUUCGCACAAUGCCCCCGUCAUGAACAAACUGCCAUCGGCCAACAUGUACACCGUUGCGCCUUGA
Molecule: messenger RNA, 966 nt
Organism: Aspergillus thermomutatus
Lineage: Eukaryota; Fungi; Ascomycota; Eurotiomycetes; Eurotiales; Aspergillaceae
Gene: aspf2
Product: major allergen Asp F2
Exons: 4
Coding region: 1-966 (321 amino acids)
Cellular component (GO): cell surface; extracellular region; fungal-type cell wall
Molecular function (GO): zinc ion binding; metallopeptidase activity; integrin binding
Source: RefSeq, a predicted model, not a curated record